Molecule: messenger RNA, 1215 nt
Organism: Hansenula ciferrii
Lineage: Eukaryota; Fungi; Ascomycota; Saccharomycetes; Phaffomycetales; Wickerhamomycetaceae
Exons: 1
Coding region: 1-1215 (404 amino acids)
Biological process (GO): RNA processing
Molecular function (GO): ribonuclease III activity
Source: RefSeq, a predicted model, not a curated record
AUGAUAAGGAUACGGAAUCAGACACUUAAUAUCCUUCCCAAAAUUACCCCCAUCUCAACAAGACCUUUCCUUCAAUCAAAAAUCUUAAUAAAUUAUAGAUUUAAUAGUUAUGCACAUUUAAAAGAGACAAAAUUAACAAAUGAAGAAAUUACUAAGAUAUCUGAUAUUAAUAGAAAUUUUUUAUUAGCAAAAGGUGAACAAAAUUAUAAUGGUUUUAUAUUACCAGCUUUAUUACCUAUUGAUGAUGAUUCCAUAUUAGCUAAAAUUUUUGAUUUUUCAUCAGAUUAUACAGAAUUAAAAGGAAAACCAUAUUCAUAUCAAACUAUUGAAUGGAGAGGUAAUGCAACUAUAAAACAAUUUGUUUAUGAUUUAUUAUUCUUAAAUAAAUAUUUCAAAAGUGAUGAACGUAAGGAUUAUAUAUUUGAAAAGAUUUAUAAUGAAAAAAAUUUAAUUGAAUUAUCAAAACAAUAUGAACUUUGGAAAAUUUUAAAACCUAAUCAAAAAGGAUUAAGAGAUGAUGAUCCAUUACAUUCUGCUGUAUUUAAGGCAUAUAUUGGUGGGAUGCAUUUACAAUAUGGUGAAAGGGAUGAUCUUUUCCAAGAUUGGUUAGAAAGAUUUUUCGAACCAAUGGUUGAAAAAUAUAAUCAACAAUGGGAUGAAGAAGGUUUAAUUGAGAAACGUACUUAUAUUAUGCAUGAUGAAGCUUUAACAAGGAAAAUAUUUGCUAAAUGGAGGAAAAAAGUUACAGAAGUUAAUGGUAAAGAGCGAUUAAGUACAGUUACUAAAUGUCAUUUGAAAUUCCAAACAAGGGAAUUUUAUAAAGAGAAUAGGAAAUAUAAAGUAAGUGAAGUUAUAAUUAAUAGAAGAGUUUUGGGUGAAGGUAAACCAUCAACAAAGAUUGGAGAAGCUGAAAGAUUUGCUGGAUAUGAUGCAAUUAAAUUUAAUAAAUAUUUAGUAUUGGAAUUUAUGAAAGAAAUGAUGGAAAAACAAAGAAAUGAACCACAAAUGAAGAUACUUUCACCAUUAUAUGGAAAUGAAAAAAUAAUGAAUAAUCAAGGAUUUGGUUAUAAAUUGUUUGAAUAUUCAAGUAUUGAUUUACUUCGUGAAAAACCAAAGAAUGUUUGGGAUACUGUUAAUUUAGAGAAAAAGGAAUAUAAGGAACAAAUUGAUCAAGAUGAACAACUUGAUGAACAAUUUGAUGAAGAUGAUGAAUAG